Clupea harengus (Atlantic herring) is the source of this 1019-nucleotide messenger RNA. RefSeq lists its product as uncharacterized. The record is from RefSeq and is a predicted model, not a curated record. NCBI's taxonomy places the organism in Eukaryota, Metazoa, Chordata, Actinopteri, Clupeiformes, Clupeidae.
GGUCAAGUCCAUCAAGCUCUGUGAUUGGAGAAUGGUGCCUGCAAGUAUCAUGAUGUCACAAUAGAAACAUGUAAGUACAAAAUAAUACAUUCUAAUCUGUCCCUCUCCCAUAGAACAGAAUUACAGAUUAAGGUGAGUUACUUUCACCAAGGAGCAGAGGAGAAAAGGAGAGGAGAAGUGUGGAGGUUAUGGAGACAGAAGGAAAGGAGGCUGGGCAUCAGGAUGUCUACGAAAGGCAUCAGGAUGGUGUCCCACUGGAAACAAUGUCCAUCAGACAACAGGCGAACGCCCACAAAAAGUUUCAGCCCAAGGAACAGGAGAUGAGAGAUACCUACGAAAGCCUCGUAAGCGCUUUCAUGGCUCACUUAGAGGCCCAUAGCGGGCACUGUGAGGUCACCGCCCAGGACACACUGCCACGAUUCACUUCGGAUCAACAUACCCAUUAUCAAAUGGGUGGAAACAUCCAGAAGGGAAAUCAUCUGGUUAUGGAGUUUUUUAAUGGGAAGAGCUUGCAAGGUUACUCCAGAGCGAAGGUGGAGAGCGACCCCUUCAUGAGGAUGGAGAUGAACAAGUGGAGAGCAGAGAUAGAGAGAAAGAGGGAGAUGGAGAGAGAAAGAAUGGAGCUGGAGAGAAAAGCGAAGAAGGUGGACAGACAGGAGAAGGAAGUGAAACUAAUGAGAGAUGAGAUUCUAAGAAAGGAGGAAGUGGUGAGGAGGAGAGCAGCGAUGGAGAGGGAGAGACAGGCGAUAGAGAGAAACAGACAGGAGAUUGAGAAAGUGAGAGUGGAGGCAAAGCAAAAAAGAGAGACACAGGAAAAAAUGAUAGAGCAGAUGGAGAGAACGUUAGCAGAGAUCGUGAGAAUAUGGAGGGAUAAGGAGCUCCCAAUGGACCAAAAGAAAAAGCAAACAAAAAAUGAAAAGGAACAUGCAUGGCUUUUGGAGAGGAGGAGUGCAGAGAUGGAAAGAUACAAAGAAAUGGAGAGGGAGAGACAGACAAUAGAGAGAAGACAGAAUAUUGAG